AACUUGUUGAGUUGUAAAUAAAUUAGGAAGUAAUGAGUUGUAAAUAAGAUUAGGAAAUCCCUUAAAUAGAGGAAUUAAGUUAGAUUAGGAAGUACCAAAUUUAGAAUCCCUUGAAUAGAGGGAUUAAACAAUUUUCCAGAUUUAGGAGUGAUUUAGUUUCCUAUUUUUCCUCUUGUAAUCUACUAUAUAAUACCAUGUAAUAUCAAUUCAAGAAUAAGAAGAAAAAUUCAGAAUUAUUUUUCUCAUAUUUCAUCACAUGGUAUCAGAGCUUAAGGUUUUUUGAGAUUUUCUCUUUUUCUCCUUCAAGCAGCCUUCAUUGCUGUCAUUUCUGAUUUUUUCUUCAAGCAGCCUUCAUUGUUGUCAUUCCUGAUUUUUCCCUUCUCUAAUUCCUGUUUGGGCAGCCUUAAUUGCUGUGUUUUUUUUGCUGCUGUCAUUCCUGAUUUUUUUUCCUUCUCUAAUUCCUGUUUGGGCAGCCUUAAUUGCUGUGUUUUUUUUCCAGCAUGUCAGCCUCUGAAAUUACUAUCUCUAGCAAGUCUAACCCAUCUGAAGAAUCUAAUUAUGUUCAGAAAAUUGGAGAUUUACAGAAUAUUCGGGCCUCCUAUAGGCUCAAUGGGAAGAACUACCUCAAAUGGUCUCAAUUUGGCCGCACAUACCUAAAGGGCAAAGGAAGACUUAACCAUCUUCUUGGAACAGGACCAGUAAAGGAUGACCCAAUGUUCGAAGCAUGGGAUGAGGAGGAUUCCAUGAUUAUGUCCUGGCUAUGGGAUUCCAUGGAUCCCAUGAUUAGCGACACAUGUAUGUUUUUUGCUACAGCAAAGGAGAUUUGGGACUUCAUUCGCCGCACAUAUUCGAAGGCCCGUGAUACUGCUCAAGUGUACGAUAUCAAGGUCAAAACUACAGCUACCAAGCAGGGAGACAAGUCUGUUACAGAGUAUGCAAACCUACUACAAAAUCUGUGGCAAGAACUCGAUCAUUACCGAGUUUUUGAGAUGAAAUGCCCUGAGGAUGCUGCUAUCUUGAAGAGCUUCAUUGAAAAAGACCGUGUCUAUGAUUUUUUGGCUGGAUUGAAUCCUGAAUUUGAUCAAGUUAGGUUACAAAUCCUUGGCAAGGAGGACACACCAUCUCUAGAAGAGACAAUUUCAUUGAUUCGAGCAGAAGAAAGCCGUAGGAGUGUUAUGCUUGAACCACAAACUAUGGAAGAGUCAGCCUUAGUAGCAAAAACAGAUCAUCAAGAGAAAGGAAAGAGUGAUUUGCCUAAAUACCCAGGGAGAGAAAACCAGUGGAAGGAGAACAAAGAUAAUCUCUGGUGCACCCAUUGCAAGAAACCAAGGCACACAAAAGAGAAAUGUUGGAAGUUGAAUGGUAAGCCACCAAGCCGAGAGUGGGGAAACCGUGGGGGGCAACAGAGGCCUCAAGCACACAUGGCAGAGCAGAAAAAAACCGAAGAAAAUUCUGCAACAGGGGGGUUCAACAGUGAAGAAAUUGAGAAGCUAAGAAGUUUGUUAGGGUCUCUUGAGAAGCCUUCUAGAGCUUGUUCUUUGGCUCUUUCAGGAUCAGGGCACGAGGAGGAGGAUUGGACUUGCUAAGGAAAGAAACGGCCUUUACUACCUUGAAUCAUCUCAAAUGGGUAGGAGUAAUUUGUCUUUGUCUUUUCUCAGUACCUCAAAUAAAGAUACCAUUUGGUUGUAU
Messenger RNA from Mangifera indica (mango), 1689 nucleotides. RefSeq lists its product as uncharacterized. The record is from RefSeq and is a predicted model, not a curated record. NCBI's taxonomy places the organism in Eukaryota, Viridiplantae, Streptophyta, Magnoliopsida, Sapindales, Anacardiaceae. The transcript has 2 exons. Bases 501 to 1586 code for a protein of 361 amino acids.